GCGCAGAUUAGAUGGACUGCACUGACGAAAGGUCGUGGUGAUCGUGUGCAAAAGCCUGCGUGGCUCUCAUAUAAACGCAAACGUCGACAGCCCAUAACAUCCUCUUCGACGACAACGAAGCUGUGUUGCAAGUCUCUAGUGUAACGACCAGCAUGUCUUCUGCUAAUCCUGCUUGCACUGCUGAAUGUAAGAAGACUCCAUGCAACUGUGGUGACAAGUGCGGAUGUGCCGACGGAUGCGAAUGUCAGACUUGCAAGCGUGACGCUUGCACUGCUGAAUGCAAGAAGACUCCAUGCAACUGUGGUGACACGUGCGGAUGUGGCGACGGCUGCAAAUGUCAGACUUGCAAGCGUGACGCUUGCACUGCUGAAUGCAAGAAGACUCCAUGCAACUGUGGCGACACGUGCGGAUGUGCCGACGGAUGCGAAUGUCAGACCUGCAAGCGUGACCCUUGCACUGCUGAAUGCAAGAAGACUCCAUGCAGCUGUGGAGACAGGUGCCAAUGUGCCGACGGCUGCAGGUGUGAGACCUGUUCAGCGCCCUGCAAGUGUCGUGAUACUUGCCAGUGUGGAGAGGGCUGCACGGGAACCACCAGCUGCAAGUGUCCUCUCAAGUGCUCCUGCAAGUGAAGCACGUGACACGAUGUGUGCCGUUUACGGCUAGGCUGAGGUGGGAGGAAGGUUAAAUUGAUUUCCGCAAUCUUGAUAAGAUGAUGUACAUCCAUCUUGUCGAUACUACCAGUAAUGCUAUAAUUGUAUAUAUACUGGUAAGAGUCAAGACUGUGUUUUCGUUUUAUUUGGGAUUUUCAAGUUUGGGUCACUUGAUGUUAAAAUGUUGAUUUUAAAUAAAGAGAAUAAAAACUAUU
Molecule: messenger RNA, 865 nt
Organism: Pomacea canaliculata
Lineage: Eukaryota; Metazoa; Mollusca; Gastropoda; Architaenioglossa; Ampullariidae
Product: metallothionein 20-III-like
Exons: 6
Coding region: 153-629 (158 amino acids)
Molecular function (GO): metal ion binding
Source: RefSeq, a predicted model, not a curated record